AAGAUGUCAAGCAAAAUUGUAUAAAUUUUUAAUUUUUAGUUCUUUUUUAUGUGAUUUCCUAUUAUAAAGCGAAACUAUUAAAUUAAAAGUGGAUUAUUUAAUGUUAUUCAGCAAAGAAAUGAUAUUUAAGAUGGCCCAUCAAAGCGAUUUCCUUUCUGUGCUAUGUUCCCAACACAAGUAACAAACUGUAUUUAUAGUGUUUUCCAUCGAAUAUAAAGAAAUUUCCUCGGUUUUACCUCUAAAGUGAAGUUAAAAAACCUACAUUAUCUCCCACUGUUCUUCGCGAAUUCGUGCCGUUGUAAAACAAAUACCGAAGAUAAGCGUGAAGUGCUCAGUAUUUAUAAAUAGAUGUGAUCAAAAUGGAAACGCUUUAAUUAAUCUGAUUAAACAAACAUACCUAAAUGAGUCAUGGAAUCUCCCCCAUCGAGUUCAACUUGGUCUGAGGGAUUCAUUUUAAGCGACGACAGCGGCCUGCUUUUGACCAACGAAUCUGCUUCCACCGGUAGUGUAAAUAGUCGCAAUGGAAGGAAAUGCCUUCAUUUCGAGGACAGCGACUGUGAGGAAAAGUCCCUAUCGCAAGAUGAUUCUUUAGAUGGUAUGUCGGAUAUAAUGUGCGGAGAAAAUUUCAACACAUUGAAGAAAGGACCCAAUUGGACAGAUUUCGCCACCAAGCAAUCCUCGCCCAUCGAACCGCCGCCGGAGUUUCAAGACAAACCGCAGAAGCACUCGAUGUUGGACUAUUUCUGCGAUAAACUCGCCCAGCAGAUAAUACGCAAAGCCCUGCACGAAUACAAAGAAGUCGAACACCGAAAGAUCAAAGUUCUGUGCCACUUGCAGUUGCAGAAACCGCCGCAAUACCUACUGCACAGGCCUUGCUUCCCAUCGGAAUUCAUUCCGUUCAGUCCCUGCCACAUCGGCAGGCCCAGCUCGAGGAGUUCGCUGGGCUCCUCUCGACUAUCCAGUUCGCACAACUCCUUGGCCGUUCCUAACGCGCAGAAAGUCGACGAUUCCACGUUCAUAACGCAAGCCGUCUCGCACGACACCCUGUCGUGCAACCAAAUCAGCGAUUUGUACAAUGUGCCGUUCGACAGCGACAUAUACGCCGUACCCGUGGACACGGUCAAGCCGCAAUUGAAGCAGAAACGGUCGCAGCACGUCAAAAAGAAGCGCCGGAACACGGCGGGCGGUUACAGGGACGUCGAGCUCAGGCAAUACCACAUGCUGGGCAACAGGAACACGUUGCAGUUCCGCAGGGCUUUUUGUUUUCAAAAUGACAGCAAGCGGCACAGCGUGGCCGGUUCGUCCACGCAAGGCGAACCGAUCCACGUGACGCUGCAGGAGGUUCGCCAGUAUUUGCAAACGCUCUACUCCAGUUCGUCGGACUCAUCGAUAUCCCGGGAAGCGCCGCCGAAGGCUAAAAUCAUCACGAAUAACAACAGAUAUUCCGUUAACAAGAACCUGGUGCAUUGCAACGAGCAGGAGCCCGUUACCGUUGCGCCCGGUCGAUCGAAGAAGAGCACCUUGUUCAUAAACAUUAAAAAUAAGAAGGUGAAAGAUUCGUGCGAUCAUCACACGGGCAAGCAAAUCAACCUGUCGAACAGGAAGGACGAGAAGCGGAGGAAAUCGCCGACGAAAGUGUUUUCUUUGAAGCAGAUGCUGUGCAACAUGUUUAGAUUUAAGAAGCUGUUCACUCCUGACGAGGUCAAAGAGGACAAUAGGAAAAUUUACAACGGUAAAAGCAACGUGAUGUCGGAGGACGUGUUGCACAGUACGACUAGCAUCAGCAGUAGAGCUUUGCCUCCGUUGCCUCCGUGCAAGGAAGAACAGGAGGCCGAAAACAGAGAUCACAAGAUGUUGGAUUUCGCUACUAGCAUUCAAAGAGUAAAAGACUAUGGUUGGUAUUGGGGUCCGAUAUCCUGCCAAGCAGCUGAAAAAAUACUGUCGAACGAGCCGGACGGAUCGUUCAUUGUUCGUGAUAGCAGCGACGAUCAUUAUAUAUUCUCCUUAACUUUUAAGCUAAAUAACAGCGUUAGACACGUUAGAAUAGAACACGAUCAGGGUAAUUUUAGUUUCGGUAGCUGUACGAAAUUCAAGUCUCAGACCAUCGUGGAGUUUAUAGAGAAUGCGGUGGAGCACUCGCGGAGUGGUAGAUAUUUGUUUUUUCUGCAUCGCAGGCCGGUAAUCGGGCCGGUUAGAGUGCAACUAUUACAUCCAGUGUCUAGAUUUAAGCAAGUUCAGAGUUUACAGCAUAUGUGCAGAUUUGUUAUUCACAAAAAUGUAAGGAGGGAUUUAAUAUCGAGUCUUCCGCUGCCGAGGAGGAUGAUCGAUUACUUGAAUACACCGUAUUAUUACACGGAACUCUUAGUAGAUGUUCGUAGUUCGGAGGAGGAGAAAUUUUCCGAUAAUAAUGGAACGGUAGGAAGUUUAGGUAGUGAACAUAACGUCCAAUUAGUUGAUAAUCAUCCUGUUGUACCUGUUAAUAAUUACGUUGUUGUAAAUAAUGAAAACGCCCAACAACCAUGAAAUGUUGAAUUUUAAGUCUAAAUUUAGUAAAACUAAAUUAUUGCAGCGUUUACUUAAUUGAUGUGAAAAGAUACUCCGCCGUUGAAUCUUUAAGGCAAUAUCAAAAUAAGUAAUACUAUAUUUUUUAUGAAAUUCUAGGUAUUCUAUUUUUAUAAUUUCUAAUUUAUAUGAAACUAGGCACUGAUUUCUAAAUUAACUUAUUAAUACUACGUAGGUGCAUAAUAAAAAUUUGUUACACUUUUGAUUAGGAUAUUUAGAAUUAAUGCAAAUUCAACAUUUCUAACUCGUUGAAAUGAUUUUAAAAAUGUAUUGUUGUUUAAUCAAAAGACCAGUUUCCACGUAAUUAUCAUAGUAAUUGAUUAAUUAAUGAUAAAUUUUUAAAAUUUAUUUUCAAACUACUUGAAAAUCCAGUGAAUUCGUUUAAAAAUUGUCUUUAGAAUUGGAUGUUCUUUAAAUUAGUUGUCAUUGUAGAAAUAAUAUAUAUCAUGUUAGUUCUUCACACGAAUAUAUUCAAAUAGCAAUUAAUAUACUCCCUGAUAUCCAAAAAUGAGUAAUAUGGUUAAAUUAGUUAUUUUUAAUCGAUUGUUUGGAGAAUAACAGACUGAAGAUUUUUGAAAUUUUGAAAAUGUAUUGAGGAUUAUUUUGAUUUUAAAAAGGCUGUUUUUUAAAUAUCUUUGAAAAUCAAUGUUUAACACUCGAGUAAUUUGCCAAUAAGAUUUUUUUGCUACAAUGGCAAGUAACUGACAACGAUACUUUUACGAAAUUUCAAAAUUUAUUUGAAUGUAUAUUCAUUUUUGCAUGAGAAACAUGACAUUACUGCACAUUAUAGUAAUUAUUAAUUUUGUAUAUAUUGUACGCCCCAAUUAUUUUUGAAACCAAAGUUUUAUUGUGAUUUUAAAUACUAGGUAUAUGUAAAUUUUUAUUUAUUUAGAUAAACUGUAUUUGUUAAAUGAAUUUAGUCAUCGUUUCG
Messenger RNA from Phyllotreta striolata, 3493 nucleotides. Lineage: Eukaryota; Metazoa; Arthropoda; Insecta; Coleoptera; Chrysomelidae. The record is from the annotation of a GenBank genome assembly.